Messenger RNA from Cyphellophora europaea CBS 101466, 1956 nucleotides. RefSeq lists its product as uncharacterized. Bases 1 to 1956 code for a protein of 651 amino acids. Gene Ontology annotation, molecular function: DNA binding; zinc ion binding. The transcript has a single exon. NCBI's taxonomy places the organism in Eukaryota, Fungi, Ascomycota, Eurotiomycetes, Chaetothyriales, Cyphellophoraceae. The record is from RefSeq and is a predicted model, not a curated record. Gene Ontology annotation, biological process: DNA-templated transcription.
AUGGGCUGGCGAAGACCAAGGAGACAGCAAAAAUCUGUUCCGUCGACUGACAACUCGACCCUAGUCGUGGAUGCUUGCCACAACAUACUGGACGGUAGCGAGCACAGAUCUGGUGGGCCAAGGUAUCGCCAACGAGAACCUACAGAGCAAUGUGAUCCUACAGGACCUGUCAAUGAUCUCCACGAGAGUCCAGCAUCAACAGGCAGCAAUUCCGACUUUGUGUCACAUCCAUACCAGCUACCCCAAGCGAACAAUUCCGUACCCACGCAAGAUAAUACCAUUCCAGGAACCGAUGUAGCGACCUCUAUCGCCCUCGCCGAGAACUCUCUGUUUCGUUUCUUCAAAGAAGGAAUCUCCUCCUCCAAACGUGAUUGGACUAUGUUCGACCAACUCGAUCACGUUCGGACAGCAUAUGUCGGUACACGGAUUUCCAAUAUGACGCACCUCAUCAAGCUCGACCGCCGGGCAUCCCCUAGCUGUAUCAUCUACGCAUAUCCACAAAUUCAUGCUUCCCCAGACUGGAGAUCCGAUUCUAAUCGUCUCCUCGGCCUAACUCGUGACACAAUUCAACACAUUACAGCCUUCCCAGCCAAAGAUAUCCGUGAUAAUUUUGUCGAUGCCUUUUUUACCAAGAUAAAUCCAUACUUCCCCGUCAUUGACGAGGCCGGUUUCAGAGCAAAGUAUGCGGAAGCAGAGAACAAAUUACCCCUUUUGCUUUUUCAUGCUGUUCUUCUUGUCGGUGCUCGAGUUUCUCGGCAUCCGCGAGCUGUGCAAGCUAGGCACGUUAUCGGGGCGGUGCUUUUCAGUCGUGCCAAGCAGGUCUUUGACAUGCGGCAUGAAAACGACCGAAUGCAUCUCGUCCAAGCUGCACUACUGUUCUCCUGGCAUUUACAGGAUGGCGACAAUGCUGGAGCUAACAGUUGGUACUGGCUGGGUGUCGCUUGCCGCAUCGCCUUUGGACUGGGCAUGCACCGCAAUGUACUUCGUGACCCUCUCGGUCAAGAACGAAUGCCAUUGACGGACAGACGCAUCUGGCGGCGCGUCUGGUGGACGCUGUUUCAAGCAGAAACCAUGUCCGCGCUAGAGCAUGGGCGACCGCCUAUGAUCCGACUAGAGGACUUUGACCAGGAGCCUCUGAUCCUGGAAGACUUUACCGAGACAAAUGGCGCUAUAAACGAAAAGAUUGAUUUUGAAUACUGUCGGAGGAACAUCGAGCUGUGUGACAUUGCCCUUCGCAUCAUGAGUCUUAGCGCGCCACGUUCGCUUGCACGAGAACAAGGCAUCGGAGAUACUACGUCAAGCCUGAAGACACGACUCGUCUCCUGGAUGCUGGACGCUGCACCUGCUGAGAAUGAUCAGGCAUCGGAGAGCACUUUUGCGGAGCUGAACCUCCAGCUUCACUAUAAUGCCGUUGUUAUUCACCUUUAUCGCGUAAUUAUGGACCAGACCACUUCACCGUCAGAUGGAUAUGACAACGAAGCCAUGCGAAUUAGCACGAGCGCAGCAACAUCCAUCGUCUCCGCCUUCGAAGCAAUCCACGCUGCGGGUAUGAUGGCGCAGUGCCACUUCACUGCCGUCACGGCACUCUCUGCUGCAGCCAUACAAGCAUCGAAACAACUGCAACGCGCCGUUGACGCCGGCAAUUCCAUGCUCGCUAUCAGCGAACGGCACCUGCUCGAUAGAGUGUGCAAUUCAGCAAAGCACCUGUCAGAAUUCUGGCCCAGUGCCGAGGGUGUAAGGAAAGUCUUUCAAAGUCUGUUUGACGACUUUACCGGUAUGCUGAAAGACAGCAGUCGCCCAUGGGAUACUAGUCCUCGUACGGAAGAUGCCGACAAUGCUGCGUUAAAUGUCAAUUGGACGGACUUCCUGGCCUCUGCGUCGUGGAUGCAGUCUGCCCAUGGUGUAUAUCUGGAAGAAGCAGGAUGGGAAGAGUCCUUGUUUGGCUUGCAGAGAUGA